GUAGGUAAACGUAAUCACCAUCUAGGACCAACAGAUAUUUACUUGGAUGAUCUGACCUCACUGGGCCCAGAAGUGGCUGCACUCUACUUCCCCAAGGGUGAGACAGAGGGAGCGCCUCAGCAUGGGGCAGAGCAGGGCUCAUGCUCAGGGAGCCAGUCACCUCAGUCAGUGGGCAGCGGGGCCAUGGACAGCGGCACAGAGUACCUGUCAGAUUCCACCUCCUACAACAUGGACAUCAGCAUGUCCCUCUGUGGACAAGAGGGCGACACCAGCCAAAUCACCAAGGAAACAUUUAUGGAGCACAUUGUGACGUACCAGGAUUUUGUCAGCAAUCCCGGGAUCAUUGAGGAUCCAAGUCUUGUCAUCUGCAUCAACUCCAACUAUUAUAACUGGGCAGUGGCUGCUCCGAUGGUCUUGUCAAUGACAACUUUCCAGAAAAAUCUACCCAAGAGUACGAUAGAGCGGCUGGUGAAGGACAAGAUGCCCAAAAAGUCUGGACGCUGGUGGUUCUCCUGGAGGAGAAGAGACAUGGACAGUAACCAGCAAAAAUGCUCAAAGGAGGAGCAAGAGGAGCCACUGGUCAGUGUUUCUUCCACAGUAAAAGCCACGCUGGAUGACAUUGAGAGUGAUGAGGCGGCGGGGCUCGGCCGAAAAGCCAUCAUUCCUUCCAGCCUAUCAACAGAAACCCUUAGCGCCACUCAGUGUAUCAGCCAGAUGUACCGCAAAUCACUACGCCUGACCUCUAAACAGAUAGAGCACUUAAACCUGCGUGAGGGAGCCAACAAGGUGGUGUUCAGUGUGACCACACAAUACCAAGGCACCUGUCGCUGCGAGGCCACCAUCUACCUGUGGAACUGGGACGACCGAGUCAUCAUAUCGGACAUAGACGGCACCAUCACCAAGUCUGAUGCUCUGGGACACAUUCUGCCUCAGUUUGGGAAAGACUGGACACACAAAGGCAUUGCCAAACUCUACCACAAUAUACACCAAAAUGGCUAUAAGUUCCUGUAUUGUUCAGCACGGGCUAUAGGUAUGGCUGCCAUCACUAAGGACUACCUGCAAUGGGUCAAUGACAGAGGCACUGUCCUUCCUAAAGGCCCUGUACUGCUGGCUCCCAGUAGCCUCUUUUCAGCACUACACAGAGAGGUGAUAGAGAAGAAGCCGGAGGUGUUUAAAGUUGCCUGUCUGAGUGACAUUAGGGACCUGUUCAACCCGCAGAGACAGCCCUUCUACGCGGCCUUCGGCAACAGGACUAAUGAUGCUUAUGCCUAUAAGCAGGUUGGAGUGCCUGACACCAGGAUAUUUACUGUCAACCCAAAAGGAGAGCUCAUCCAGGAGAAGACUAAAGGCAACAAGUCCUCUUACAGCCACCUCAGCGAAUUGGUGGAACAUUUCUUCCCCGUGCUCUCUGCCGAGGGCAGCACGUCCUCUGCUUUUGACUGUCCUGAGUACAGCAGUUUCUCUUAUUGGAAGGAGCCUCUGCCAGAACUGGACCUGGAUGCACUUCUGUAGACACACACCCACAUCUGCCAAAACGCUCAAACGCAUACAUUGUAGGGCAGGCACAUAAGCACAUUUACUCUUCCUCUCUUCUCUCAUUUUCCAGAAUGGCAUU
This is a messenger RNA of Xiphias gladius (swordfish), 1615 nucleotides long. Its product is annotated as phosphatidate phosphatase LPIN2-like. Gene Ontology annotation, biological process: cellular response to insulin stimulus; fatty acid catabolic process; triglyceride biosynthetic process. The annotation marks the transcript as partial. The record is from RefSeq and is a predicted model, not a curated record. Gene Ontology annotation, cellular component: nucleus. The transcript has 13 exons. NCBI's taxonomy places the organism in Eukaryota, Metazoa, Chordata, Actinopteri, Istiophoriformes, Xiphiidae. Gene Ontology annotation, molecular function: phosphatidate phosphatase activity; transcription coactivator activity.